Messenger RNA from Talaromyces marneffei, 1140 nucleotides. RefSeq lists its product as uncharacterized. Gene Ontology annotation, molecular function: ferrous iron transmembrane transporter activity. The transcript has a single exon. NCBI's taxonomy places the organism in Eukaryota, Fungi, Ascomycota, Eurotiomycetes, Eurotiales, Trichocomaceae. The record is from RefSeq and is a predicted model, not a curated record. Gene Ontology annotation, biological process: iron ion transmembrane transport. Bases 1 to 1140 code for a protein of 379 amino acids. Gene Ontology annotation, cellular component: plasma membrane; high-affinity iron permease complex.
AUGGGUACGAACGUCUUUGCUGUCCAGGUCUUCUUCAUCGUUUUUCGCGAGUGCCUCGAGGCCUCCAUCAUCCUCUCUGUGUUGCUUUCCUUCCUGAAACAAGGCUUAGGUGGACCAGACCAAGAUCAAGCAUUAUAUAAACGACUCGUUCGCCAUGUUUGGUACGGGGCAUUUGCAGGCAUAUUCAUCUGCCUAAUUAUUGGAGGCGCCUUUGUGGGUGUCUUCUACGGACUCGGCCACGACGUGUGGACGCGCGCUGAGAAGCUAUGGGAGGGCAUAUUCUUCCUGAUUGCAUGCAUCAUUGUCACUGCGAUGGGGAUGGCUCUCUUACGAAUCAACAAGAGCAAGGAGCAGUGGCGUAUCAAGAUCGCCAAGUCGUUGGUCCAACAGAGCCAGAACAAAAAACAGUCCAAGCUGUUUGGUAAUUGGACACGGCGCUAUGCCAUGUUCUUGCUCCCAUUCGUCACCACUUUGCGGGAGGGAGUCGAGGGAGUUGUUUUUGUCAGUGGUGUUUCUCUCGGUUACCCAGCCACUGCGUUCCCCUUGCCCGUGGUCACGGCCAUCAUCGCAGGUUUGGCCUGUGGUUAUAUGCUUUACCGUGGUGGCAAUGCCAUGUCUAUACAGUUCUUCCUGAUCGCUUCAACAUGCGUCCUCUAUCUCAUUGCUGCCGGCAUGUUCUCCAAAGUUGUUUGGGAUCUUGAAUAUUACCGCUUCCAACAGGCUGUUGGCUCCGACGUUGCCGAUGUGGGUAGUGGGCCAGGCUCGUACAAUAUUUUGCAGACUGUUUGGCACGUUAACUGCUGCAAUGCAGAGACAGACAAUGGCUGGGAUGUGUUCAAUUCUAUUUUGGGUUGGGAGAAUACGGGCACCUACGGAUCUAUUAUUGCGUACAACGUCUACUGGAUCUUUAUCAUGCUUACUGUUGCAUACAUGUUAUGGGAAGAACGGUCGGGCAAGCGCUCUCUACGUGAGCGUAUCCUUAUGGUGUUGGUCAAGGUACCUGGCUUGAAGGGGUAUGCAAAGGCAAAACUCGAUGUUAUGCAGGAGAACCCAGAGGAUAUUCUUCGCCAGGUGCACAGUGGGAUAUUUAAUGGCGGUAUUGUCGAGCAGACUGUGGAAAUGAAAGGAGGAUGCAAAUGA